Molecule: messenger RNA, 957 nt
Organism: Strigops habroptila (Kakapo)
Lineage: Eukaryota; Metazoa; Chordata; Aves; Psittaciformes; Psittacidae
Product: olfactory receptor 6F1
Exons: 2
Coding region: 1-957 (318 amino acids)
Biological process (GO): G protein-coupled receptor signaling pathway
Cellular component (GO): membrane
Molecular function (GO): G protein-coupled receptor activity; olfactory receptor activity
Source: RefSeq, a predicted model, not a curated record
AUGAGGUUUCUGAUGGACCUCAACACUUGGGGGCACACAGCAAAUGGGACAAGUGUGGAAGAAUUUAUCCUUCUUGGCUUCCCAGGCACAUGGCAUUCCCGGGUCUCCCUUGUGAUGGUAUUCGCACUGACAUACUCCAUGACAGUAAUAGGCAAUGCAUCCAUCAUAGCCCUCGUGUGGACAAACAGGAACCUCCAUACCCCAAUGUACUUUUUCCUCUGUAACCUCUCCUUUCUGGAGAUCUGGUACACUACGGGUAUUGUUCCCAAAGCCAUUGGAGUCAUGCUGGGGACUAGCCAGACCAUCUCCUUCAGUGUCUGCAUCCUCCAAUUGUUCUUUCUUCUCUCCCUAGGCUCCACUGAGUGUUUUCUCUUGUCUGUCAUGGCCUAUGACCGCUACUUAGCCAUAUGCUACCCCUUGAGAUACAGCUCCCUCAUGAACAGCGUCAUCUCUGCUCGGCUGGCACUCAGCUCCUGGCUGGGAGGCUUCCUGGCCAUCUCACUGCUGGCCUUUCUGACAUCCAGGCUGACAUUCUGCGGGCCAGACAUCAUCAACCAUUAUUAUUGUGAUAUAGAUUCCUGCCUUGCCCUCUCCUGUAGUGACAGGUGGCCUGUGGAGCUGGCAACCUUCCUUGUCUCCAUAAUUGUCGUGCUGGCCUCCUGUGUGGUCACCCUGGUCUCCUACAUAUACAUCAUCUAUUCCAUCCUCAGGAUCCAGUCAGCCCAUGGCCGGAAAAAGGCCUUUUCCACUUGCUCUGCCCAUCUCAGUGUUGUCACGAUCUGGUAUGGCUCCACCAUCUUCCUAUAUGUCAAGCCAGAAGCCCAGAACUCCACAGAUCUAAAAAAAAUCGUGACUACCCUUAACACAAUUGUAACUCCUUUGCUGAACCCCUUCAUUUACACUUUCAGAAACAAAGAAGUGAAGCAAGCUCUGCGGCGGGCUUUCCAGAAGAAGUGA